Molecule: messenger RNA, 2520 nt
Organism: Cladophialophora psammophila CBS 110553
Lineage: Eukaryota; Fungi; Ascomycota; Eurotiomycetes; Chaetothyriales; Herpotrichiellaceae
Exons: 1
Coding region: 1-2520 (839 amino acids)
Biological process (GO): regulation of DNA-templated transcription
Molecular function (GO): DNA binding
Source: RefSeq, a predicted model, not a curated record
AUGGAGUACUUCGACUUCGAUGAUGCCUCCCAUGCCAUUCCGGCAUUGGACCUCGAUGAUUGUUCGUCGGUCGCGGGCGAGGCCUGUGAAACUGAUGCCACAGACUGUUAUGAAUCGCUCUUUUUCGACAAAUCUGCCGCUCUUCCAACCAGUCGAGCACCAGCCAUCAAAGUCUGCAAACUCAAGCUGAUCAACAACGUUGAAAUCGAGGCCAUCCCACAUCCUUCCGACAUCACCGCGGAAUACCCCAUGUUUCGUGCCAAAGAGCCUUGUGAUCUUUGCGCGCGAAUGGGUCUCGAUUGCUUCUUGGCUACAAGAGGCGCUCUGGUCACGGGCUGCACUUGCUGUAUCUCUCUGUAUCGAGAGUGCAGCUUCGUCCACCCAAAAAUCCCCAAGGGCUUUGUCAACACCUUCCCGGGCAUCGCUGAAGAUCAGCAGAUUACUGAAGGACCAUUGACUGAACGCAGAAAAGCCAUGAAGUCGAUGGAAGAGGGACGAGGCCGGAAGACUGGUGCUCGAUUUCCGCGCGAUGCUGUCAAGAUAUUGAAGCAGUGGCUUGCUGAACAUGCUGACCAUCCGUAUCCCAACGAACGAGAGAAAGACGAGCUCAAGCAAGUUACCGGCCUGAAGAGGAGCCAGAUCUCCAAUUGGCUGGCUAAUGCACGCAGACGAGGCAAGGUCAGGCCUGCUGAAUCGGGUCCAUCCUCACCUAUGCUUGGGGCAAUCGACAUUCCCCAUAGAGCCGACAAUCCAGACAUUGCAGAUCUCAACCCCCUGGAUAGAUGGAAAGCCUCACCGCCAGAACACGAACCCGCAUCCAUGACUGCUAUUGCUCGUGCCGUCACCUCCACACCUCUGCCAGCUCGCAAUCCUUCUCUGCCAAGUAUUCAUGGCUCUAGGCCGAGCUCGAAGAAGGCUUCUAGCGAGGAUGAUUCAUCUUUCUCCAUGUUCCGUGCUCCAUCGGUGAGCAGUUUUGAAACAAGAGAAUCCAGCAACUCGGAUCUUACCUUUGCCUCCUCUCGGUCGAAUCGAUCCAAAGGAUCUUUCGCGUCCUCCCAAGACCGACGCAGGCGCAGACGAGCUCCCGUGGCGCAACGUACUGCUGCGCAACAGGCUAAGUCGCGAGCAGCAAGGAUCUUCCAGUGUACAUUUUGCACAGACUCUUUCCCUGCUAAAUAUGACUGGCAGAGGCAUGAAAAGUCUCUUCAUCUCGCUUUAGAGCGAUGGACUUGUUGUCCCAAUGGUGGGACAAUGACUGACGCACUGACGGGCAUGGGCCUGUGCAUCUUCUGCCGCGAGCCAAACCCUUCGGCGGAUCAUUUGGAAUCGCACAACUUCACUGCAUGCCAAGAGAAGACAUUGCAAGAACGUACCUUCUAUCGGAAGGACCACCUCAGUCAGCAUCUGAAACUGAUGCACAAUGCAAAAGUGCAAUCCCACAUGGAUAACUGGAAAAGCACCACGAACGAGAUCAAGUCCGGGUGCGGCUUCUGCCCGUCCAAGUUCACAACUUGGCAACAGCGAGCUGAUCAUCUGGCUGCUCACUUCCGUAAUGGUGCAGACAUGGCCAACUGGAGUGGCGGUUGGGGAUUUGAGCCGUACGUCGAAAGACUGGUCGAGAACGCCAUACCACCCUACCUCAUCGGUCACGAGAGGAACACGAUGGACCCGUAUGUCGCGAGAGUGGCAGCAACACCGUCCGCCAACACCGAUGCAGGAUUGACCAACGGUACCUCUGCAGAAAGCACAGAGCCUGAUCAAAUAACCCGGGACUCUAACUGCUGGGGUAGACUGGAACAAGAAUUGAGCAAGUUCGUGUCACAACAGAGAAUUGCUAGUCGCGUUCCGUCAGACAAGGAGUUGCAGGAUCAAGCUCGCAUGAUCAUUUACGAAGACAGUGAUCCCUGGAACUGGACCUGCGCGGACAAUCAGCAGUGGCUUGACACCUUCAAGUAUCAACAGGGGAUCGGAAGUGUCACAGACGCAAUGGUGCCGACCAAAACCUUGGCUGAAGUGCCCAUCUUAGCCCCGUACGUGAUUAAGGGCGGGCUGAAGUCGAAGCCUACGACUGCCCAAAGCCAACGCAGGAGUUUGUCCACUGAUACCAACUCUUUCCCAGCCAUGACCCCUGACUGUGGUAGCAUGCCUAACUCUGCCACAGCAGCGACAUUUGAUAAUGGUAUGGAGCUUGACUUUGACAGCAUUGACUUCAGCAACCUCGACCUCGGAAUGGUCGAUGAUUUGAACUUCGACCUCGGGCUCGACAACAGUCAAGGAGGAGGGAUGGCAUGUGGCGGUGGAAUUGGCGUCUCCAUGGCGCCUGCAACGCCGUUCUCAUCAAGUAUCCAGGGUGAUACAUUGUUCGGCUCGUACGGGGUAAAUCACUCAAUAGGCAUAGGAAUGGACAUGAACACAGGAAUGCCGUCGCAGCAGCAACAGACACAGCCUGGCAGCAACGGUCGGUUUAUGAGUGACCGUGAUCUGAGCCAGUUAUCUGGGUACGUCGCAGGAUUCAACUGA